Messenger RNA from Eimeria necatrix, 543 nucleotides. RefSeq lists its product as hypothetical. The transcript has a single exon. The record is from RefSeq and is a predicted model, not a curated record. The coding region runs from base 1 to 543 and encodes 180 amino acids. Lineage: Eukaryota; Apicomplexa; Conoidasida; Eucoccidiorida; Eimeriidae.
AUGCUGGACGCUUCAAGAAGCACCCUCGACAAGUUCACGUCGCAGAACCCGCAGCAGAUCAUGGAGGGGCUGUCGGACUUGGCGAGCAAGUCGCGGGACGAGUUGUCGGCGCGCUUCGUCGCGCUGCAAGCCACGGUGGAGUCGUACUCCAAAGUGGACAUCACGAACCACGUAGUGUCCCACGUGGUCGAUAGCGUGCGGCCCAAGAACCUGGCGGAGUCGCUGAGCGAAGGCAGUUCGAGCAUCCAGGAGACCGUCGCGGGGUACACCAAGUCCGUCAAGGACAUGCUGCCGAUGGACCGCAUUUACGAGCUCCUCGCCUCCACCUUCGACGUCUCUGCCAAGCUGGACCAGCUCAAGGCCAUUCGCAUUCAAGACAUUUCCCCCGGCAAGACCAUCCAGGACCUCACUGAGUUCAGCGACCUCUCCGGCGCCUACGAAACGCUGCGCCAGCGCGUCCGCUCCGUCCUCGAGCCUGUUGUCCACGCCGUCGCCUCCAUGGAGCUCAACCAGAAGUUCACUGACUUCACCCACCGCUUCUGA